Messenger RNA from Nematocida ausubeli, 1620 nucleotides. RefSeq lists its product as uncharacterized. The transcript has a single exon. The record is from RefSeq and is a predicted model, not a curated record. The coding region runs from base 1 to 1620 and encodes 539 amino acids. Lineage: Eukaryota; Fungi; Microsporidia.
AUGGAAACAUUCCAGACUGAAUCCCCUCAAGGCAGAAGGCGAUAUGCAAAGGCAUUUGUGGGUAUACGAAAAAAAGUAGCAAGUGGGUUCUCAAAGUUUAUGGGGUUUAUCACUUGCAGAGGUGAUACAUUUGUAAACAUAGAAGAGGCUGAAGAAGAUCAAGAAGAAGAGCUUGAACCGAGAAACGAUAGAAUAUAUCUGUUGCCAGUUCCUAAAUCUGAGGAGAUGCACAUUAAGGAACAAAUUACGCCAUCUGUUGUGAAGGAUGUAUGCGAUGAAGUAGAAGUCGCCUCGCCCGCAGCUGAAACAAUCAAGACACACCCUUCUCCUACAGAGCCGAUCCAAGUAAGCAGCCCAGCCGCAGAUGAGAUUGUUCCUGUAAAGGAAGAGAAAGCUCCCGUGCCCGACACUAUCAAAGCCUCUGAGCCCGUGGUUGAGGAAAAGAAGAAGAAGGUGACCUUCUCUGAUGACUCUCCAAUUAUUGCAGAGGAAAAGAAAGCAGAAAAGGUCGUUGCAGCCAAAGUAGAGCCUGUGCCCUACUCCAAAGCAGUCAAAAACAAUGAAGCUGUUCUGGAACAUGUGGUCAAGUUUAUCUCUACUAUAGAGAGUAUAGUAAACCAUGCUAGCCCAAUGAAAGAUGCAUCAUAUGCUCCCGUUCUACUGCUCUUUUAUCUUAAGCAAGAGAAUUAUAAUAUCUCUCGCGAUCUGCAGCUUGCUGAAGUGGCCUUCCAUGCAGUAGACACAGCCCCCGAAGAGGACCUGCACUCUGAUGUGGUCACAUACUUGGUGGCAGAUGGGCUGGAGCCUACCAUAUGCAUUAACUACUGGAUGGCAUACAAGGUGGACUUGGAGAACUCCUACUCUUCUCUGUACAAGGCAGUUGUUAGCACACUUUUGGAAACUAACAAGGCAAAUACAAGAAGUGAAAAGAUGCUUGUUUUUUAUAAAGAAGUACUUAUGUGUGUAAGAAAUAUUGUGUCAUAUGCCCUGGCCGAGAUGCAUGAAGAAAGAGAUGCGGAUUUUGUGGAAGAUACAAUGUUUACAGAGCUGAUUGAGAAAUUGAUGCGCCGACCUCAUGUAAAAGAGUAUUUGCAAAUUAGACAUCCAAAUCGUGUUAUAGAAUCUGUAAUACGCCCAGAGAAUACAGUCAAGCCGCAAGUAGCUCUAGAAAGUGUGUUGGAGGAAAAAAUAGUAGAGCACACUGACCCAAAACCCAAGAAUAAAGACAGUUCCAUGGCAGAUUUAGAAAAGGAAGAACCAUCUGAAGUUCUUUCAAACACUACACAAAAGAGCGAAGAGGUAGAAGAAAGCAAAGAUGUAUCCACCCCCACAUCAGAGCAGCCUUUGCCUGCCAAUUCUUCUGUAGAGAAUGCCUGCACCCCAAGCACGCCUGCUCUUGCUUUGUACCCACAAGAAAGUAUGCUAGAAGAGGCUGUAGGAGAAUCUGAGAAGAACGAAAAUGCCACAAUUACAGAAUUUCAGCUUGCGGAAGAGCCCACUACUAGUUUGGAAGAGUCAAAUGAAGAGGAAACACAAUCUACAGCAGAUCCCCUCAUUAAUGAUUUAGAAGCGAGUCCUCUUUUUCUAAAGCAAAAGAGUAAACACAAUCUACUCUCGUAA